Molecule: messenger RNA, 1431 nt
Organism: Myxozyma melibiosi
Lineage: Eukaryota; Fungi; Ascomycota; Lipomycetes; Lipomycetales; Lipomycetaceae
Product: GTP binding protein-like protein
Exons: 9
Coding region: 237-1340 (367 amino acids)
Biological process (GO): cytoplasmic translation
Cellular component (GO): cytoplasm
Molecular function (GO): GTP binding; GTPase activity
Source: RefSeq, a predicted model, not a curated record
UUGAAUAUUGAUUGAUGCCGUAUAUGGGUUAGGUGCGUUUAAGGUUUAAAGACUCUUGCUACAAAUUUCUCUUUCAUCGCAGAGAUUUUAUUAUAUUUCUAUAAUCUCUUAAAGACUGUCUCUACGAAUUUCUAAUCGAGGAUAUUUCGUUGGGAAAACUGAUAUAUAGUUUGAAACAGUCGAGAUACGGAAAAAGACAAGUUUGCAAAGUAUUCUGCUAAAGCUCGGGGCUCACAAUGUCGACGAUCGUGGAAAAGAUCAAAGAGAUCGAGCUCGAAAUGAGCCGUACUCAGAAAAACAAGGCGACUAGUUUCCAUUUGGGACAACUGAAAGCCAAGCUAGCAAAGUUGAAGCGCGAGCUGCUCACUCCUACUAGCGGCGGCGGUGGAGGCGGAGUUGGAUUCGACGUUGCUAGAACUGGUGUUGCAUCCGUGGGAUUCAUUGGAUUUCCUAGUGUGGGUAAAAGUACGCUGAUGAGUAAGCUCACCGGCACGCACUCGGAAGCAGCAGCAUACGAGUUCACGACGCUGACGACCGUUCCCGGCGUCAUCAUGUACCGCGGCGCUAAGAUCCAGAUUUUGGACUUGCCGGGUAUCAUUGAAGGUGCCAAGGACGGCAAAGGUCGAGGUCGCCAGGUUAUCGCGGUCGCGCGCACUUGCAACUUGAUUUUUAUCGUGCUUGAUGUUAUGAAGCCGCUUACGCACAAGAAGAUUAUUGAGUCGGAGUUGGAGGGAUUUGGUAUCCGGAUAAACAAAUCUCCGCCCAACAUUAUCAUCAAGAAAAAGGACAAAGGAGGACUGAAUAUCACAAACACGGUACCUCUGACGCAUCUCGACCAUGGAGAAAUCAAGGCCGUAAUGUCAGAGUACCGGAUUUCGUCUGCUGAUGUGUCGAUCCGAUGCGACGCCACUGUGGACGACCUCAUUGAUGUACUUGAGGCCCAGAAUCGUCGGUAUAUACCUGUGAUUUAUGCGCUCAAUAAGAUUGAUUCCAUCUCUAUCGAGGAGCUGGACUUGUUGUACAGAAUUCCAAACGCCGUACCGAUUUCGUCUGAGCAUGGUUGGAAUGUUGACGAGCUGCUGGAGAUGAUGUGGGACAAGCUCAACCUAGUCCGCGUAUACACAAAGCCCAAGGGCCAAGCGCCCGACUACGAGCAGCCAAUUGUUUUGCGACAGGGACACUGCACUAUCGAGAAUUUCUGCAAUGCGAUCCACAAGAGUCUUGUCGAGCAAUUUCGGACGGCGGUUGUUUACGGAUCAAGCGUGAAGCAUCAACCGCAGUUUGUGGGUCUUGCCCAUGUUCUCAAUGACGAGGACGUCGUUACGAUCUUGAAAAAAUAGAAAGCAUCCCGAGAGUUUUGCUUUGUUGUCUCUUAUCACCGGAUCGGGCGGGAUGGGAUAUACAUGCCGCCUGUCUUGUGGGAGAGGGGAC